Molecule: messenger RNA, 537 nt
Organism: Lactuca saligna
Lineage: Eukaryota; Viridiplantae; Streptophyta; Magnoliopsida; Asterales; Asteraceae
Source: the annotation of a GenBank genome assembly
AUGAUUUUGAUAUUUGUAAUCCGUGUGAAAUUGUUUGAACCAAUAGGAAACCACAAAAACAAAUACGCGGAUCCCUCUAAUCCAUUCGUGAAAUUGUAUGGACCUUUCUCAUUCCGCCGUUUCCAUAUCGUGAUAUCAAAAGAUAUUCCUCCUCCUCUCUUAAUCCAUUCGUCGUCUACAUCUAUCUUGAUCCAGUCGCCAUUACGCGGAUCCUUGGGUUUAUACAAUCUCGAAGUUUUUGAAGAUCGUGUGGAACAAAAGAUUGAAAGGGUUAAUACAAUCCCAAGGUUUUCGAAGACUUCGCUGAACAAACGAUUGAAAGGGUUAAUACAAUCCCAAGGGCUCAUAAUUUUGAGGUUUUUCGAUCAUGCAGUACAUACUAGAGAAAGGGCUCACAAUCUUGAGGUUUUCGAUCGUGCAGUACAAACAGGAGAAAGGUCAAAAAAACUGGAACGAAUAUUACCAGAUCAAGAAGGAAUGCUAUCAGAUUUGCACCAACUAACUUUUAUGUUAUUUAGAUCCGAUGAAAGGGUGUGA